Cladophialophora yegresii CBS 114405 is the source of this 1092-nucleotide messenger RNA. RefSeq names its product endo-1,3(4)-beta-glucanase. Bases 1 to 1092 code for a protein of 363 amino acids. The record is from RefSeq and is a predicted model, not a curated record. NCBI's taxonomy places the organism in Eukaryota, Fungi, Ascomycota, Eurotiomycetes, Chaetothyriales, Herpotrichiellaceae. The transcript is spliced from 2 exons. Gene Ontology annotation, molecular function: hydrolase activity, hydrolyzing O-glycosyl compounds. Gene Ontology annotation, biological process: glucan catabolic process.
AUGGUUCCGACCACUCUCCUUCUGCUGCUGGUCAGCACGUUCUUCCAAGUCGUGUUUGCUGCCUACCAGAUAGUUCAAGACUACUCUGGCGACGCCUUCUGGCAAGGCUUCGAUUUCUUUACCGACCCUGAUCCGACGGAUGGACUCGUGCAAUUCCAGUCGCUCGAGGCCGCAAAUUCAAGCGGAAUAGCAGGGUUCAUCGACGGCGGCAAUGCCUCGUUUGCAAUCUACAUGGGCGUCGACACAGAAAAGGUGGCUCCUGAAGGUCGUGCGGCUGUGCGGGUCACAUCCUCAGAGUCCUUCCAACACGGGCUGGUCAUUGCAGAUAUUGUUCACAUGCCUGGGGGUGUCUGCGGCACAUGGCCAGCAUUCUGGAUGGUGGGAACUGACUGGCCGAAGAAUGGGGAGAUCGACAUCGUCGAGGGCGUCAAUGACCAACCCACGAACAGCAUGACCUUACAUACCAGCGAAGGACCUGUCAUCACCAACGGCACCGAUUUCUCUGGCCAAGUGAUAACCUCGAACUGCGACAUCAACGCCCCUGAUCAGCCAACGAAUGCCGGAUGUUCGAUUGGUGACAUUUCCAACUUGACUUUCGGUCCUGAAUUCAAUGAAGCAGGCGGCGGGGUGUUUGCGACCGAGUGGACGUCUGACUUCAUCAAGAUAUGGUUCUUCCCGAGAGGAUCAUUCCCCAGCGACAUCGUCAGCAGCAGUCCCAACCCAUCGGCAAAUUGGGGAGCUCCCAACUCUCUCUUCCAAGGCCAAUUCAACAUCGACGAUCACUUCAAGAAUCUUCAAAUCGUCUUCGAUACCACCUUUUGCGGACAGUGGGCUGGCGCAGUAUGGAACACUUCCAGCUGCGCGGCUUUGGCGCCCACCUGCGAGGAAUACGUCGCCAACAACCCAGCCGACUUCGCCGAUGCUUUCUGGGCGAUCAAUACCUUACAGGUCUUCCAAGAUGAUGGUGCAGGCAGCGUCAACCCGAACGCGAGUCCGGGGAAGGCAAAACGCGGAGUAUCCGGAACGCAAAUCUUGGCAGGGAAGGGGUCCCACUCGAGAUCUACAAAAAGCAUUUUGCCGAUCUACAUGUGA